Molecule: messenger RNA, 572 nt
Organism: Sycon ciliatum
Lineage: Eukaryota; Metazoa; Porifera; Calcarea; Leucosolenida; Sycettidae
Product: large ribosomal subunit protein uL23-like
Exons: 4
Coding region: 68-520 (150 amino acids)
Biological process (GO): translation; ribosomal large subunit assembly
Cellular component (GO): cytosolic large ribosomal subunit; ribosome
Molecular function (GO): rRNA binding; structural constituent of ribosome
Source: RefSeq, a predicted model, not a curated record
CUCAAUUCUAUGCGCAUGCUCAAUAAGACUCUGGGCUCGAGCUCCUUCUUCCUCUUCCACGUUCAUCAUGGCACCCAAGACUGCCAGCAAGAAGGACAGCAAGGCUACGGCCUUGAAGGCCAAAAAGGCCGUCAAGGUUGGGGUUAACGCCAAGGGCAAGGCGAAGACGAGAACUUCAGUUACUUUCCGUCGCCCCAAGACUCUCCGUCUUCCCCGUACCCCCAAGUACCCAAGAAAGAGUGUACCCAGCCGCCCCAAGUUGGACAAAUUCGCUAUCAUCAAGCACCCUCUGACUACAGAAAGCGCAAUGAAGAAAAUCGAGGACAACAACACCCUCGUUUUCAUUGUUGACAAGCGUGCCAACAAGCCCUCAAUCAAGAUUGCCGUAAAGUCUCUGUAUGAGAUCGACGUUAUGAAGGUCAACACCCUCGUCCGUCCCGAUGGCCAGAAGAAGGCUUUCGUCCGUCUCUCAUCAGACUAUGACGCACUUGACGUUGCCAACAGAAUCGGCAUCAUCUAAACUGUCCUCCGAGCUGCGAAGUUUUUGUAUAGAAAAAAAGUGGAAAGAACAA